Molecule: messenger RNA, 7586 nt
Organism: Amoebophrya sp. A25
Lineage: Eukaryota; Dinophyceae; Syndiniales; Amoebophryaceae
Source: the annotation of a GenBank genome assembly
CCUGCAGGAGAAUGUGUGAAUGCAUUGAAAUUUCAAAAGCGAUGAUAUUCUCGAAAUGGCCAAAAAUGGAGAUGAACAUAUUAGAAUUAGCUUCAUCCGAGGAUGAGCAGGAGAGCAGGAGUAUUGCCAUUCUUAGUUGUUGGAUUUAAUUAUCAUUCUCAUCAUUUUCGACGUCAGAGAACAUUGGAAAUUUGUCCCCUUUGCACCAUUUGAUUUGGAUUUUCCGACCAUCUUCUACAACGAACUUCUGUAAGUGCUAGUUCUUUGAAUACAACUACGCUUUUUCAGCAGGAGGUCCUUUCUUCAAUUUAAACACGUACAAGAACACCACGUGGCUGUAGCUACCCCUGUCUUGUUCAACAACUUCAAACUCCUACUUAGAAGAUAGAUCAACAUUUACCCCCGCCUUAUCUUACACCGAGGAACCAAAGAAAAGCAUCAAAAUGUCGAAGACUAACAAAGUCGUUCGUUGUGCCGUUCUCAUCGGCACUGCUGCUGCGAUGUUGCUCACGACCAGAAAGGCUGGAUCGUUACCAGGCAGUUCUUCAGGUGCUGGUGCUACCACUGAUCAUGCUUCGCCUGGUUCAAGAUCCUUACCCGCCGACGUGCGUUCGCCUUCUGAUGGUCCUCCAUCUGUCGGCCCUCCGAGCUUGACGUCGCCGGGAAAAAGGGAGACCUCCACUACGAGAGCAGGACGUUCCUUGGCAAGUGCGCUCGAUUUCUCGAGGAGUUCCGACCCCGUCGCAGCAGCAAGUGGAAGAUCAGGAUCACGACCGUCAAGACCUCCUCGUCUGCCUUCUCUGGGAACCAGCAGUCCCUAUGCACCUACGACAUUACCAUUUGCACCAUCGGAAGAUCGUCGUGAAGAUCUUCCAGGUGGUAUUGACGCAGCUAGUCUUGCUCCUCCUGUUGCGAAAACUUUGCCCGCCGGUAGACUGCCUUCCACAGCGGCUCGUUCUGGUGGUGAGACCGGGAGCGUGAUUUCACCAAUCGGCACUGCGGCGACUGCUCCAAUCGGCACUGCGGCGACUGCUCCAAUCGGCACUGCGGCGACUUCUCCUCUCACGAGUGCGCGUUCUGCUGGUUCUGCAUCUUCUUCGGGAGCGGCCUCCCGACUUUCGCGUCGCUCCUCGGGCCACUUGUCUGUUUCGGCUGCAGGGGGAAGCGUGGACGCAGCAGCAGGAGGAUAUCCCUCUCCCCGCGAGGACGGCCUGCCUCCAGUUGGUACAACGAGUCGUGCUACUGGAACUUCCAAGUCUGGAAGCCGUUUGGCUGCCGCGAUGGAUUUCAGCGAGAACGAGAUCAAAGAGCAGAUGGUCUUGGCAAUCGGCGAUGCGGUUGCAGAAGUCAACAAAGACGAAGAUCAUACAGAAGAACAAAAGGCAGUGGCAGAGAAAUUGACGCAGAAAGACGAAGAGAAGUUGAGAGAAUCUGUACUCGAUGCCCUCACUCUUCGUUUGUCAAAGCCAGGAGAAGGUCUUCAAGGUCUCUCUUUACACGACAUCAAUGAUCUCUUCGACAAAUCACAGCAAAUCCGGAAUAUCGCAUAUGGCGGCACGACCAGUGCUUCCGCUGAGGACCUAGAGGACCCUGUCGCCCGCUUGGGGAUGGUUACCAAGGUGUACGUGGGUGAUGUAUGGAACUCAGCUACGUCGCCGGUGGGCACAAGAACUGUUGUAGAUGCUUCUUCUACUUCUGCUGCGAGCGCAUCUCGUGGAGAACGUCAGGAAAAAGUUCUUGAAGCGUUGAAGGAGUUGUCGAAGGACGUUCGAGGCUACUUUCAGAAGUGGAAGACUGGCGUGAAUUACUUGGGCAGCGCUGCUUUCAGGGAGCUACAAGAUGCGGCUCUUCUUCACGGAGAAGCCGGCGACAGCGAGGGAAUUCUGAAGCUCAUCAAAGAGAGAAUCAAAACCUCCAGAGGCGACGAGAACACACGCUCGAUCUUCAAAGAAAUACGCGAUGCCCCGGAUGCAUGGUCCCUUCUAACUCAAAUUUUCGGAUUUCCAACCAUGUGGUAUCUUUCUCGCCUGUUUUUUCCGCAAAUCGGAAGUCGCAUUGCGAAUGGGUGGUACUCGGAGCGACAAGCGAUUGCUAACAUUGUUCCUCCUGCUGGUGCAGUGGAGGCUCGACGCAGUACUUCUAGGAGUGGCACUUCUAGAAGCAGUAGAAGUAGUAGUACUUCUGGUGGAAGUAAAAGUGGUAGUAGGCAAGAUAAACCUCGACGAGCACCACAGCUGACUCCGCCACUGCAUCUUUUUCGUUGGGGCGAAAGACAAUUGGAUGCCCAACUUACAGCAUGGACAACCAUUAUUUCGAGCAACAAGCUUUUGCCUUCUGGUGGAGGAGAAGCUGAGGAUCAUGCUUACAAGAACACAGUCGGAGAAGCUUUGAAAACCGUGACGGAACCGAUGCGACUCGUCGGCUCAGCUGCGUUCAUUAAGGCAGAGGUUUUAGGACCUGAUAUACGGGUAGUGACGCAUCCCCUGGAUCCACGUACCGGAUGGCACGUCUUGUUGCCGGACGUUUCACAGAAGCGGGUGAGGCACUCAAGUGGAACGCACUCACACGGUCAGAUCGCAAUAGGCGAGCGGAUAUGGAGGAAGAGUGAGGUAGCAACUAUGUUAACCAAGGAAUAUGUCACUGAUCCAACGAUGCAACCGAGGAUGACAACACGCGACCGCGAACACGAUAUGUAUGGGGCAUAUGCGCUUUUCGAGAAUCCGGCAGAAUUCCAGCGACACACAUUAAGAGUCGUGGCUACUAUUAAUAUUGAUUUUGAUAGAUACUCUCAAUACUCUACGAGUACCUAUUCUGCAACUUAGUAAUUGCUGUGAUUUAUUGAUACUGAUAGAUCAAGAUCAUACUCAAACUUCAUUAUCAUUAUUGUCAAUUAUCUGCUCAUUCUUGUUGAUAUAUCCUGCUUGUUAUUCUUCAUGGACCACACAUGAUAGAUAGGCCGCGAGAAUGAAGAGAUGCUCGUUUUCAUUCAGAUUCAUCUGCAUCUCAUUAAUUGCUUCUUGUUCUUGGACUCUCUCUCUGUCGAUCAGAUCAUUUUUGAGCUUGAAUGGAAUAGGUACAAGGACGCCCUUGUGAAGAAAAUCAUUGCACCGAGCCUUGAUCAUGUAAUAUUUUUGUGAGCAGCUCUAAAACACUUUGUCUUUGGCAGUUCCCAAAAUGCCGAUCAACAAGGAAAGGUGAACCAAGAGGCCCUCAAAGAGGCCGAAAGGCGGUUGAAUGUUGCUCGAGAAAAGGUCAACCAAAUUACCGUUGAGCACGAGAAACUGAGGCUGUUCUCACCUCGCCGCCGGUUGAGUAAAGAAGAGCUGAUGAAGCAGAAAGAGGAGCUUUCGGGGCCGAGUGAAGAGCUGAAAGUGGCAGAGGAAGCAUACGCAAAUGCACUAACUGCUGGCGCGAGGUCUGGGAUUCAGGUGCCACAUGGGCUGAAUAUCGUGCGCGUUGACCCGAUUGAAAACGUGGCCCUGUUGCAACAGUUAUGGUGACAUCGUUCGCGUUUUUGCGUACUCAAACUCACCAUACGACCCAUAGUCAUGCCCAUUUUUGAUGGCAUGAAAGUCAACUCAACCACGUAGAUGACAAGUUUUAAUUUUAGAAGGGCUAGGCUGCCUAAGUAAAUUCUUGUCCUUCUUGAUGUUCUUGAGCACUGUCUUGAAGAGUACGUGUUUACAACAACUACUUCCUUUCAUAGCAUAACUUGGUCUGUGUUGAGUACGUGUUUACAACAACUACUUCCUUUCAUAGCAUUACUUGGUCGAGCGGGAAAGGAUGCGAGAAAAGUAUGGUUAUGUUAAGGAUUCCGAAGAAUGGAAAACGGACAAACUGCGACAGGCCAUUUCUCCGACAAAAGCGGAAGAAGCGACGCUGCGGAUGGAACGCGACAGUGAGGAACACGAAAAAAGCUCGAAGAGUGAAACCUACGCAAAAUUAUGGUCAACAUUUGGUGUCCAUCAUUUUCGGCAUCUUGGUCCCCUUUUCCCUUGUAUUCUCGUGAAAUACAAGGUAAAAGGCGUCAAGAUGAGAGGGCCGAGAUGCAAUCUAGUAGCAGACUCUAACAAAAGAGCGGAAAGACAAAGUACUCGGGGAACGCCAACCGGGGGCUUCUAUCAACAUAGCCUACGGAGACUUGGUUCAAACUAGGUUCCUCACGGAAAGGAAGGAGGAGAACAACUACCAAGGAUUCCUGGACAGCUUCGCAUCCUUACUUGGGGAGCCUUUAGGAGACGAUGAAGCGCUUCUCUUCCACGGCGUAUCUCCAGAACUCGCUGAGGUCAUAGCGAAAUCAGGAUUUGCCGUAAUCUUUAACUUUACAUGAUUAUUAUAUUUGAAUAUUACAAGGACAGGACACUUUUCAACAUUCGCCGAAAGGGCUGGAGUCGAAUGGGAAUUAUGUUUUCAUUGAAUUGAAUAUAUUUGAACUAAGUACUUGUUCGUCCUUGUUCUACUACUACUUACUCACUUUAGAUGAAUUUGACUUUCAUGAUCCACGUGUACCAACCUCCAUCUUCUUCAGAUUCCCUCUAUCGCGGCAACGGGCAGCAUGUUAGGCAAAGGAAUCUACUUUGGAGACAGUCUCUACAAAGCUGACGAAUACUCCAAGGCAUUGGACCAAACUGCCGCGACUGAAUACGUCAUCGAUGUCGAUUUAAACUUGCUUGGUCGAGAGUCGGAUACUUACUUGCCGCAAGUGAUCCCUACUGUGAAAAGCGAUGUUGAAACGCUCAGAAAGUAUUACCUGUUGCAACGCUUUGCCGUACCAGAACGUGAGACACUUCGACACGAGUAUUAUGGUUAGCUUUUAUCCAUCUUGUUCCACAGCAACAUCUUGGUCAACACAUUUUGAAUUUGAAGGGGAAAAGGGACGAACCAAGAUGCUGUUGACCGAGAUCAUGGACUUAAGGAGCACCAAGGUCUAAGAGUACGCAAAGGCAAAAGAAAAAGCCCCCGGGGGACGUUUAUUUGUACCUGCGAAAGCGCUGCCGCUCUAUGGUGUGGGGAACAAAUUCGAGCUUCAGAAAGGAAAAUAUGUUCCGCUGCUGACUGAGUUAUGUUGACAUGAUGUUAACAUGUAGAUGUAAUUUUUUUCGUUGCUCAAGGUUGAAAAAAUGCUCAAGGUAAAUAGAAUUAGAAAUAGUAAGUACUUGUACUUACAGUUAAGUACACAACUUGUGUAGAUGAUAAUAGUACUUGUAGACUUACAGUUACACAACUUGUGUAGAUGAAUUAUCUAGUCUAUACAGAUGAAUGGUUCCGGUACUAUUUGGUAUAGCCUGAACAAUUUGAUCGCAAGGGUUCUCUUCUUGUUUUCCCUUAUGAUCGAGCUCAGGUUUCCAAAUACCGGAACCACUCAACAGAUACAACUACAAGCACAACCUGAAUCCUUUUUGAUUUGCUCGUCUUCUAUUGAAGACUGAUAAUUUAUAUCUGUUUGCAGGGUGUAAGUAUCUAGAUCUACCAAACAGCCAUCACUUGAAGAACUUGAACGAAUUGACUUGAUAACAUUAUUUUUGAUGCCUCGUUUUUUUGAAUUAUGUUGUUCUUCUAAUGCCAGCAGAUUAUGCGCGUUCUCUUGUCGUGAAGAUGCAACCGUCGCUACUGCGGUACCCGACAACUGUUGAAUCAAAGGCAAACCUAAUUUUCCCGUUGCCAAAGAGACCACCUGCUGCGUCUGAGGUACAAACAGUUACGAAUACCAAGGAAGCUUUGGUCGCCGUAAUUGACGCACUCCGAAGAGGCGAACAAAAGCCGGAGAAACUACAAGUGAAAGAUCCGACGACACGCAUUUUUAGGAAAUUACCGCAUGAGCCUCACGCUGUCCGUUCUGCCAUGAAGAAGCUGGACGAUUUCGUGGAAACAAAACCAGAUUCUAAGUACUUCUACCUUAUCAUUUUUCAUUCUUUUUAUUCAUCAGUACCUACGCACUAACACUACCUCAUGAUCUUUCACAUCCACCCUAUCGUCCCUAUGUAUCGAUCUCUUUUUUUAACACUCCUCUAAGUACUUACACCUAUAUGAUCAAUCAGGACUUCUACGUCGAAAAAAUACACGUAUACUGUUCGUCCUAGUGGGUCGCCGAUGAGUAAACUAGUACCUGGUAUGGAAGAAUCUGGCUUGUCGGAUUUUGAUGAGGAGGAGAGGUUAAAAGAUUGGAUUGAUGCCACAACUAAGUCGUCUUCAAAAAGUUCGGAUUCGCCUUUCGCCAACGCGCAUCCAUUCGAGAAGGAAUACGCGAAGUGGCUACUCGAAAACGCGAACAAGGUGGGCGAUGAAAGAGUCUUCUGUGUCAUUCUGACGCGAGUUUAUUUGGGCAACGAAAAGACUACGCAGGUACAACUUGUCCUGCUAUAAGUACACAGGAGAGACCACAGAUUUUACCUAUGAUCUUUCCUACGAACUACACUCAAGUGAAGAUUUCUGGUACUCCAUCUCCAUCUUCGCCUAAUAAAGAUUUCUGGUCUCCAUGUUAUUCCCUCCAUCUUCAACUCUCGUCUCCACGACAUGAAACAUGAGGUAAUCCGCAGUCCUCUGAAGCAAUUGAUGAACACACUCUCACUCAUGCAUACAUGAAACAGGUAAUCCGCAGUCUGAGCCAAUUGCGCAAGGACGCUCGCACAAGUACAACUCGUGAUCCGAUGAACGUGUACUCGAUACGACAGUUGGAAGGGUAUGAUCUUUUCCAUGAGGUCUUGAUCACAAAUCCCAAACUGGCUCUCCCCGUUGCCAAAAUUUGUUACACUCGUGACAAUGAGGGGAUUACGAAGAUUGGAUUUGCUUUGUAGAAGAAUCCUAAGCGUCGAGAGGAUAUAUGGAGGUAAAGUAGACUCUACAUACAGAGAGACAAUCUAGUUGUUAUAAGGAUAAGGGGAUUAAUAAUAAUACGUAGACUCUACAUUUAGAGAGAGACAAUCUAGUAAGGAUAUUAAGGGGAUUAAUACGGAGUAGAUUGGAUUUGCUUUGUAGAAGAGUGGUAACCAAUUAAAAUUAUGGUACUAGGAAUUAGUGUAUGGUGGAAAAGGAAAUGGAGCUGGAGGAGGGUUGGGGUUCUUUCGCGUUCUUCUAGAAGUUCUUCUAUCAAUCAUGCACGACCAAUUAUAUUGUGAUAAUUGUUCAUUUGAUGUAGUCUAUGUCAAAGCUUAAGCACUAUUGAAUAUGCAAAUCAUGACGAUGACGGUAUAUAAUUUUUCAAUUAUUCACUGACAUAAACAUAACCAUGCAUAAGUAUUUCGAAGAUACAAAAACGCUGUUGUGCUAGUACUAGUUCGUAUUUAGGGAAUUACAAUUCAUACUCUUCAUAGUGCACCAGUUCUACUAAAAUAUCACAGUCACAUAGUUACGACAUAGGAACACGAACAAAGAACAAGUGCAUUUUCUAGAUUUAUGACAAAAAUGACAUAGAAGAUUAAGAUACUCAAACGAGGGAAAUAUGGGAGGGAAACUAUCGCGAUGAAUUAGAUUUAGAUGCAUUCAGGUUUUUGAAGCUGAAAAAUGAAAAUGGAUUGAAUGAAAUUUCUGGGUGCUGUGUAUGAACUAUGUAUAUCUGAAGACUUGCUAUGCUUUUUCUCGUGGUGAAA